UCAGUCCUAUAACACAGCAGCAGCAGCAACAGCAACAGGCCCAGCAGCAGCAGCAGCAACAACAACAGGUCCAGCAACAACAGGUUCAGCAACAACAACAACAACAACAACAACAACAACAAUACGGACAGAGCGCCAACUCCUCUCCAGGAUCGUCCGGAUCGAUCAGUCGUCCACCAAUGAGCACUCAUAGGCAGCAUCUGCCAUCAUCACCAUCAUCGCCUUCGUCUGGAAGUAAUGUCAACAGUCAGUCGAUUCCUGCACACAUGAACUCCUCGUUCUCAUCUGUCGGAUCAGGCGAAGCUAUUGUCGCACACCCAGGGGCAGCAGCAGCAGCAGCAGUACAGAAUAUUUCGACGACGACACAGGAGAAUGCGGGCUAUGCCGAGGGUCAAACCGUAUCGGCCGAUUCUGUCCCGACCCUGGGCCCUUCACCCUCGGUCCCAAAAGCCGUAGCCGCACACUCGGAUUCGGCUCACGAGAGAGGAGUGUCCAGCCCUGGUGCGACGUCGUCGGCCCAUAUUGCCGGAACACCGACCUCGUCCCCUUCGCGCCAGCAUAUCCAUCCUGGACAUCCGCACCCCCACAGCCAUCACCAUCAGCGCGCGCAGAGUGCAGGUAGUCAUCAUCAUCAUCACGCGGGGUCGAGAUCAGGCUCAGGUUCAGGGGCAGGAGCAGGAAGUCACUCAUCAUCGUCGAGAAGGCAUAGGGGCAGGGGCGAGAGUCAGACGACGACGAUCACGACAGCGGCUGCAGCGGCGGCUGCAAGGCCGAGCACGACGGUUUCACCCGCACCGACUCCAGCGAUGCAUUGGUCCAGAGCAAAGGUCCAUGGACAGAUACCGCCAAAGGAACUGAGGGCACAAACGGUGAACUUGGUCGGAGAGUCUGUGUAUAUCUUUGGAGGAUGCGAUUCAAAGAAUUGUUUUAAUACGUUGUACAUCUUUGAUGCUGAUACGAUGCAUUGGUCGCAGCCAAAGACAUAUGGAUCUAUCCCGCCACCAUGUCGUGCUCAUUCCUCAACAUUAGUCGAUAAUAAGCGGCUCUAUGUCUUUGGAGGUGGUGAUGGUCCACAUUAUUUCAAUGAGCUCUAUAUGCUCGACACAGGUACGGGAUUGCGCCUUGUAUACACGUUAACAUGGACAAAUCCACAAACAACUGGAGAUAAACCCUGUCGCCGCCGCGCGCAUACGACUUGUGUGUAUAACAACUGCAUCUACGUGUUCGGAGGAGGCGAUGGGGUGCAGGCUCUGAACGACACAUUUAAGCUGGAUCUGACAGAGAUGAGGUGGAGUGAAAUCAGGACGACGGGUCAGGUUCCGAUCGCCCGGGGUUAUCACACCAGCAACCUGAUAAAGUCGCAGUUUAUUGUCUACGGAGGAAGCGAUGGACACGAGUGCUUCCCGGACGUGCACGUCUUGGAUCUCGACACGCAAGAAUGGGUGAAGAUUGACAUUAAUAGGGCAUUACCAAGGCUGUCACAUACGGCCACACAGGUAGGCUCGUAUCUGUUUGUGAUCGGUGGACACGAUGGCAGCCGGUACUCUUGCGAUGUUGUAAUGCUGAACUUGGUGACAUGGUCUUGGGAAACCAGAAAGAUUUAUGGGAUUCCACCUGCAGGACGGGGAUACCAUGCAUCAUUGCUGUACGACUCGCGGCUCUUUGUGUUUGGCGGAUACGACGGACAGACGGUUUUUGACGACAUUUACAUCCUGGACCUGAGUACUUGUGCGUAUCUACCGCAGAUCACGGAUUUCCAGAUUUUACUCCGUCGCGUUGAUCAGGACGAGGAGGACGGAAAUUACGGCGGGCGCGCGGCCCAACAGCUGCUGCAACAGUGAGUGGAGCACGGCACAGGUCUACGAGACUCCAAUGGAUUGAACUUGGAACGAGGGUGAAGAAAAAAAAAAUAGAGUACAUUAACAGCCCAAUCGAGUGAUAAAGGUCAAGAGGUACUGUUGUUGUCUAUAGAGAGGAAGAAGGACGAGAGCAAAGGGAUGGUUCUCGAUCUAAUUGUCCAACAAUAAAACAAAAUAAAAAAAGAAUGCAC
Molecule: messenger RNA, 2050 nt
Organism: Gamsiella multidivaricata
Lineage: Eukaryota; Fungi; Mortierellomycota; Mortierellomycetes; Mortierellales; Mortierellaceae
Exons: 6
Coding region: 180-1841 (553 amino acids)
Molecular function (GO): protein binding
Source: RefSeq, a predicted model, not a curated record